This is a messenger RNA of Triticum aestivum (bread wheat), 798 nucleotides long. RefSeq names its product ruBisCO large subunit-binding protein subunit beta, chloroplastic. Gene Ontology annotation, biological process: protein refolding. Gene Ontology annotation, molecular function: ATP binding; ATP-dependent protein folding chaperone. The record is from RefSeq and is a predicted model, not a curated record. Lineage: Eukaryota; Viridiplantae; Streptophyta; Magnoliopsida; Poales; Poaceae.
GUUGAAGAUAGCGAACUUGCUGAUGUUGCUGCAGUAAGCGCUGGAAAUAACUACGAAAUUGGCAACAUGAUAGCUGAUGCUAUGAGCAAGGUUGGGCGACAGGGGGUGGUUACACUUGAAGAAGGGAAGAGUGCCGAAAACAACCUCUAUGUGGUUGAAGGGAUGCAAUUCGACCGCGGCUAUAUUUCUCCCUACUUUGUAACCGACAGUGAAAAAAUGUCAGUGGAGUAUGAGAAUUGCAAGCUGCUUCUUGUGGACAAGAAAAUUAACAACGCCAGAGAUCUCAUCACUCUUCUGGAGGACGCUAUUAAGGGUGGAUAUCCAAUUUUAAUAAUCGCAGAGGAUAUUGAGCAGGAAGCUCUUGCAACUCUUGUGGUCAAUAGGCUUAGAGGUGCACUGAAGAUUGCUGCUAUUAAAGCCCCUGGUUUUGGAGAGCGCAAGAGUCAAUACCUGGAUGAUAUCGCUACUCUGACAGGAGGCACUGUCAUCAGAGAAGAAAUCGGACUGUCCCUGGACAAAGCAGACAAAGAAGUUCUUGGAAAUGCCGCCAAGGUUGUAAUUACUAAGGAUUCGACAACAAUUGUUGGAGAUGGUACUACACAGGAGGAAGUAACCAAAAGGGUUACACAAAUCAAGAACCAAAUUGAGGCUUCUGAACAGGAAUACGAAAAAGAAAAGCUAAACGAGAGGAUAGCUAAACUAUCCGGUGGCGUUGCUGUCAUUCAGGUAGGAGCACAGACUGAAACUGAGCUUAAGGAAAAGAAACUGAGGGUUGAAGACGCACUGAAUGCAACAAAG